AUGCUCAUGUUGAAGUUUGCCGCCACAGAGAUUAACGAAGGGGGACACGUGGUUCAGGGAGUUGUGACUCAUUGUUCCGGAAAGAUAAAAGCUCUUUUACUUUUGGAGCUUUUGGUAGAGCUAGAUGGUGUUGACCAACGAAAGGGCGUUUAUGUAAUUGGUGCUACAAACAGGCCUGAGAUGGUGGACAAGACACUCUUAAGACCUAAAAGAAUGGAGAAACUUGUGUAUGUGCCUCUGCCAAAUCCAGAUGAACUGGAGCCAAUCUUUUUGCAUUGCUUUUUCUCAGAAUGGAAAUCGAGUUUCUCAGUUCCUACCGAAGAGAUUCGCACUGUGUACAUAGGGGAUUCAGAUUCAAAUGAAAAUUUGGAGGGUGAUGUAUCAGAUAAAACCUUAUUAUCCUCCAAGAAGAUUCUUUAUGUAGUCGAGAAUGCAGGAAAUGAUUUGAAUCUGUGCGGCCAUCAUCACAGCCUGAUGAGAACUGAACGAAUAUCUCUAGAAGAUGCACUUGAAUCGUUAUGCCAAAGCAAUGAAUAUGUUUGCCCUAAUGAUGGAUUUUUAGAACAGUCGAGCAUGUUUGAAGAUAUGGGUUUCAAGGUUGACCAUUCAACCACUAUAUAG
Lactuca virosa is the source of this 621-nucleotide messenger RNA. NCBI's taxonomy places the organism in Eukaryota, Viridiplantae, Streptophyta, Magnoliopsida, Asterales, Asteraceae. The record is from the annotation of a GenBank genome assembly.